CAUCUGGAGUUAUCUGAACAUCCACACUCUCCUGUCUCUCUGCUCACCAUGGCUUUCAUCCCGGUAGACCCAGACUCUGAUUUUCCCAUCCAGAAUUUGCCGUACGGGAUUUUCUCUACAGAAGAUGAGCCAAAACAUAGGAUAGGUGUGGCUAUUGGGGAGCAAAUUCUGGAUCUGAGUGUCAUCAGCCACCUAUUUAAUGGCCCUUACUUGUCGGGAAAACAAGCCGUAUUUCACGAGCCAACCCUCAACGGUUUUAUGGCCCUUGGGCGCAAUGCGUGGAGAGAGGCUCGGCAAACCCUUCAACAGCUGCUAUCAGCAAUGGAGCCCACCCUCAGAGACAGCAGGGAGCUGCGUGCCCGAGCAUUUGUUCUACAGUCAACGGCGAAGCUUCAUAUGCCAGCAGAUAUUGGGGAUUACACCGACUUCUAUUCCUCUAGGGAUCACGCUACAAAUGUGGGGAUUAUGUUUAGAGGGAAGGAGAACCCGCUGAUGCCGAACUGGUUACAUCUACCGGUUGGUUAUCAUGGACGGGCAUCAUCUGUCGUGGUUUCCGGUACUCCAAUUAAAAGACCAAAGGGACAAAUAAGGCCAAGUGAUGAUAAACCACCAAUAUUUGAUGCUAGCAAACUCUUGGAUAUAGAGCUAGAAAUGGCUUUCUUUGUGGGCCCUGGAAAUGAUUUGGGAAAACCUAUUCCCAUUCAGGAAGCUGAUGAGCACAUCUUUGGCAUGGUACUCAUGAAUGACUGGAGCGCCAGAGAUAUCCAAAAAUGGGAAUAUGUUCCUCUUGGUCCUUUCUUGAGCAAAAAUUUUGCAACUACUAUAUCGCCAUGGGUUGUACCUAUGGAGGCCCUUAUGCCUUUUGUGCUACCAAAUCCAGUGCAGGAUCCAGUGCCACUGCCAUAUCUUCAGGACAAGAGUAAUUACACAUUCAAUAUUAACUUGUCUGUCUGCCUUCAAGGGAAUGGGAUGAAGGAGCCAGCAACUCUAUGCAGCUCUAACUUCAAAUACAUGUAUUGGACUAUGAAGCAGCAGUUGGCUCAUCACACUGUGACAGGCUGCAAUGUUCGCCCUGGAGAUCUUUUAGGUUCUGGAACUAUAAGUGGACCGGAUCCUGAAAGUUUUGGCUCCAUGUUAGAACUUUCCUGGAGAGGGUCUAAGCAGAUUGAUCUUGGAAAUGGUCACACUCGAACAUUCUUGAGAGAUGGAGACACUGCAAUCAUAAGAGGUUACUGCCAAGGAGAAGGUUAUCGAGUUGGAUUCGGGGAAUGUUCUGGAACAAUUCAACCAGCAGAAUAGAAGAUUGUGUCCUUAUUUCAUUAUAUUAGAUGUUUACAGUCUUCCUCUAAAUUCACAUAGACAACUGGAAAACGCUGGCAGCAUUCUGCAAACCAUAUGUGUUGAAUGAAUGAAUAAAUAGUUUUUUUUUCUAGUGGUAA
This is a messenger RNA of Bufo gargarizans (Asiatic toad), 1439 nucleotides long. It is a transcript of the gene FAH, whose product is annotated as fumarylacetoacetate hydrolase. The transcript is spliced from 14 exons. Gene Ontology annotation, biological process: L-phenylalanine catabolic process; L-tyrosine catabolic process; homogentisate catabolic process. NCBI's taxonomy places the organism in Eukaryota, Metazoa, Chordata, Amphibia, Anura, Bufonidae. Gene Ontology annotation, molecular function: fumarylacetoacetase activity. The coding region runs from base 49 to 1299 and encodes 416 amino acids. The record is from RefSeq and is a predicted model, not a curated record.